Xenopus laevis (African clawed frog) is the source of this 1063-nucleotide messenger RNA. It is a transcript of the gene vcpkmt.L, whose product is annotated as valosin containing protein lysine methyltransferase L homeolog. The coding region runs from base 75 to 725 and encodes 216 amino acids. The record is from RefSeq and is a predicted model, not a curated record. The transcript has 5 exons. NCBI's taxonomy places the organism in Eukaryota, Metazoa, Chordata, Amphibia, Anura, Pipidae. Gene Ontology annotation, cellular component: cytosol; protein-containing complex.
AGUAGUCCUGGGACUGCGCGUUCACAGCCUUGUAAGCUUCUUUUGCGCAUGUGCGGGAACGCGGCGCUGCUGUCAUGGCGGAGCCAAUGGACUGCUUUCUACGGGAACUGGAACUUCACGAUGGAUCUGUGCUGGUUAUACGACAACUAAGCUCCGGGGAUGUGGGCUGUGUGGUAUGGGACGCAGCUAUCGUACUCUCAAAGUUUCUCGAGAGCCGAGAAUUUAUGUGUCCUGAGGGCCACCGGCUGAGCGGAAAGUGUGUGUUAGAGCUGGGUGCCGGCACCGGCAUUGUUGGCAUCAUGGCAGCCACGCAGGGAGCAAAUGUCAUGGUCACUGAUCUUGAAGACCUGCAGGAACUAAUGAAAACAAACAUUGAAAGUAACUCUCACUUUAUCAGAGGUUCUUGCCAAGCGAAGGUACUAAAAUGGGGUGAAGAAGUUAAAGAAUUGGUGCCUAAACCUGAUUACAUCUUAUUGGCUGACUGCAUCUACUAUGAAGAGUCUCUGGAACCACUGCUAAAGACUCUGAGGGACCUUACUGGGAGUGACACGUGUAUCUUGUGUUGUUAUGAACAAAGAACUAUGGGCAAAAACCCUCAAAUAGAGAAGAGGUUUUUUGAGCUAUUAGCAGAGGACUUUAAAUAUGAAGAAGUACCCCUGGAAAAACAUGACAAGGAAUAUCGAAGUGAAGACAUUCAUAUUUUACAAAUCUACAGAAAAACAUAAGAGUUUGACAUUUAAUAUAGACAUGCCUAAACAUUUUUUUAGUCACACAUUUAGAUUUUUCUCCCCAGUCCUUUACAAAUCAGGUUUAUUUAUACCUUGCAUAUGUCAUUAACAAUGUUAUUUUAUAAUUCAUCAUAUGUGAUCUGUAAAUCUAUCUGCAUCUAUCUGCAGUUUUAGUUCUGCUACAGUUAGAAUGCAGAAGACCUGCUUCAAACAAACUGUAUUUGCACAAUGAUUCUAGGAACUGUAUGCAUGCAAUGCCCUGUACAUUCUAUUGCAACAUUGAUUUUGCAUGGAACAGUAUGUAUGAGAUACUUGAAAUAAAGCCUUCAUUCAGA